Apodemus sylvaticus (European woodmouse) is the source of this 2412-nucleotide messenger RNA. RefSeq names its product von Willebrand factor A domain-containing protein 5A-like. Bases 1 to 2412 code for a protein of 803 amino acids. NCBI's taxonomy places the organism in Eukaryota, Metazoa, Chordata, Mammalia, Rodentia, Muridae. The record is from RefSeq and is a predicted model, not a curated record. The transcript is spliced from 18 exons.
AUGGUGCGUUCUAGUGGAUUACUCACUAGUGUAAAGGAUCCAGUGGCACUGAAGAGCAUUGCUGUGACUCUGUCCAUCAAGGAUUUUGUGGCGGGUGUGUCUGCAACCCUAAACUAUGAGAAUGAAGAGAAAUCUCCCUUGGAGGCCUUCUUUGUGUUCCCCAUGGAUGAAGACUCUGCUGUCUACAGCUUUGAGGCCUUAGUGGAUGGGAAGAAAAUUGUGGCAGAACUGCAGGACAAGUAUCAGGCUCACAAAAGGUAUGAAGAGGCCCUCUCUGGGGGAUAUCAGACCUACCUAUUGGAGGAAGACAAAUGUUCCAAGGAUGUCUUCUGUUGCAAUGUGGGGAACCUACAGCCAGGGUCAAAAGUGUCACUGACCCUGAGAUAUGUGCAAGAACUUCCCUUGGAAGAUGAUGGGGCCCUGCGUUACGUGCUCCCAGCCAUCCUGAAUCCUAGAUUCCAUCUCUCUGAGCAACGUGAGGACAGUUCCCUGGAUAUGAAGACCCCAAUAGUCCCUUUGGAGGAAUUACCCUACACACUCAGCAUGGAUGCCACCAUCAGCUCCCAGCUUGGUAUCAGUGCAAUCCAAUCCAACUGUCCCUUGAGUCCCAUUGAGUACACCGGAGAUAACAGGACCUCAGCUCAGGUUUCCUUGGCUGAAGGACACAAGUUUGACCGGGAUGUGGAACUCCUGAUUUUCUAUAGGAAGGUGCACAGCCCCAGUGUAGCUGUGGAGAUGGGGAUGUCUGAAAGGCCAUCAGACAGUUUAAUGGGAGCACCUUCUGCGAUGGUGAGUUUCUACCCAGAUAUCCCAGAAGUGGAGACCACAGCAAAAUGUGGAGAAUUUGUGUUCCUUAUGGACCGUUCAAGAAGCAUGAAUAGCCCUAUGAGUUCCAAGAACAAAUCUCAGCUGAGAAUAGAUGCUGCCAAGGAAACACUGAUUCUGCUCCUGAAGAGCUUGCCAAUGGGCUGCUAUUUCAACAUCUAUGGAUUUGGAGCCACCCAUGAGGAGUUCUUUCCGGACAGUGUGAUGUACAAUCAAGAAACAAUGCAGGUUGCAGUGAAGAAAGUAAAGCGUUUGUUGGCGGAUCUAGGAGGGACUGAACUUUUAACACCACUGCGGAAAAUUUUUAGGAAACCCCCCAUUCCAGGGCAUCCCUUACAGAUCUUUGUCUUCACUGAUGGAGAAGUUGUUGAAACUUUUAAUGUAAUCCGAGAAGUUAAGUUCCAGAGCAAAAAGCACAGAUGUUUCUCAUUUGGCAUUGGAGAAGGGGCCUCCACUAGCUUAGUCAAGAACCUUGCUCGGGUGUCAGGGGGCACUGCAGAGUUUAUCACAGGGAAUGACAGAAUGCAGUCCAAGGCCCUUAGAUCUCUGAGACGUUCUUUACAGUCUAUAGUAGAGGAUGUCUCUCUGAGCUGGAAUUUGCCUCCUAAGAUGUUUGCACCUAUGCUAUCUCCAGAACAAACUUCUAUCUUUAGAGGUCAAAGGUUAAUCAUUUACAGCCUACUGAUUGGAAAGAUACUAAAAGAAGAGGCAACUGGUGAAGUGUGUCUCUCAUAUACACUUCAAGGCAAAAGAUAUGAGGAAAAAGUGACAUUCUCUCUUCAGCCAAAGCCUGAUGACAACCUCACUAUUCACCGUCUUGCUGCAAAGUCCAUGAUCCAGUCCAAAGACUUUGGCUUCAAGGAGACAUCACUAAUAUUUAAAAGAGAUGUGUUGGAUAUCAGUCUAGAUUCUGGAGUCAUGAGCUCCUUCACAGCCUUUGUUGCCAUCGACAAGGAACUCAACGAGCCAAUCCAGGGGCCUCUGGUUCAUAGGGAUAUCCCAAGGCCAAGUCUCUUGGGUGCAGGUCCUAGAAGGCCCUCCGAUGGUUAUCCCAAAACUUUAUUCUGUGCCAGUGCUCCUGUAACUCUGCCUCCAUGGCUUAGGCAUUCAGGACAAUGUGCUGCUAUGAUACUCAUGCCAAAUGGUGCAUACCAACAGCCUCAGGACAACCAGAAAAUGAAAUGUGUGAUUCGUACAGAUACUCGCCCUGAGUUACCCCAUCUGGCUAAAUAUGACAGUUAUCCACAAGGGAGUAAGGAGCAUAAUAUUGCACAGCUGAUAUAUCUCCAGAAUGCAGAUGGCUCCUGGGAUAUGAAUGAGGAUUUAGCUAAGAUUCUAAGUACUAGUUUGGAAGACAUGACGGCUGUACACCCGACUGAGGUAUUGGAACCCUCGGGCUGGGCUACAAUGCUGGCUGUGAUGUGGCUGCAUGCCAAUGGCAAGGAAUUGAAGGAGGAGUGGGAGCUUCUGGAAAGAAAGGCUGUGGUUUGGCUUCACAAUAAUGCCGCUCGUGGUUUCACCAAGCUUAUGCGUACUGCCAACAAGUUCUUGAAGACAUCUUUGAGUCCCUCCAUCUUCAAAUUAUGA